Aplysia californica (California sea hare) is the source of this 3726-nucleotide messenger RNA. Its product is annotated as axonemal dynein light chain domain-containing protein 1. The coding region runs from base 101 to 3433 and encodes 1110 amino acids. The transcript is spliced from 29 exons. Lineage: Eukaryota; Metazoa; Mollusca; Gastropoda; Aplysiida; Aplysiidae. The record is from RefSeq and is a predicted model, not a curated record.
CGACAGAUUGAUGCCAAUAUGGUCGCCGUACCUGGGUGCCCUGGUUAAACUUGAUAUUCAAAGAAGCUUUUUCUCCAACAGAGGCUGGUAGAGGAGCACCAUGCAGUCAGGAGGUGAACUGCAGCUGUCAUUGCAGGGCUCUCAGCAGGAGAGGGGAGCCUUGCUGCCUUCAGAUCCAGGAAGAAACGCCUUCCUGCCUGAACUUCGGUCAAGCGUCACAGUUGAUAAGACGAAGCCCUUGCCAACCUCACUACAAAGUGACUUCAUUCCUGAAGACAUUUUGUUUGCCCUCACUCAACCUCCAGCCACCAAAGACAAGUUGGGUCCCCCGUCACGAGUUAGGAAUCUAAACACCACUUCCGGUAUCAGCCGGCCCCCUCCAGCUAACGUAUGGAGCCACAAGCGGAGAGAUCGCUUCAAGCACUUGAUGGAAAACACUCCUUGUGCCUGCGGCGCUGGAAAGGACAUUUCCUUCUUGUACGAUGUACCUCAGUCUAUGGUUCACCCCGCAAAACCUGACCUCCUGGACAAGAGUGCAGUAAGAAAGGGAGAUGAUCAGACCAUUGGAAAGCCCCUCCACCUCCCUGACACGCUCAUUCCUGAUGAGUACCAUAUCGUCAAGAACAAGGGUGUCCUUGGUAUUGAGUACCAUGAAGACAAGUACAGCACAAAACCAGAGGAUCAUGAGAAACACUUGGUUUCCUUUCCCUCCAUGAAACCAGCCAGUCGCUAUGAAGUCAUUCAAUUGAAGACUGCUUUGAACAACAUGCUGGACAAAGCAGGGGUCAAUGACCUUGACACGGACACAGGCACUGGACCCACACAGAUGCAUAACCUCCUGGAGCUGAUCAAGAAGGAACAGAACAUCUACAACAUUGUUUUCCAUGAGCUUAUCAGACAGACCAGCAUUGAAUGUGUUGAGAGAGGUGAACUUUUGGCAGAACUGAGGAACAAGUACAGUGACCUUUUGAAUAAAGUUCCUCAACAGAUUAUGAGCUUGCAUGAGGAGGUUAUGGCCCAACGAGCUUUGGACAGGCGACUGACGGAUGAGCUUAUGAGAUUCAAGGGAACUAUCGGGGUCCUCACAAGUGAACUCACCGAGGUCAAAGAGCAUGACAAAAAGGUGACAAAGGAGGCUCAGAAGGCUCAGCAAGAUCUGCGCAGUGCCUUAGCCGAGUCUCAGAAGAACGCCAGCCUGCUGGCCGAGUACCACGACCUGUAUGAGCUACAGAGACGACGGCUGGAGAGGCAGGUGUUUAUGCUGUCCGAGGAGAGGGAGAUUUGGAGCACUGCUGCUUACAGUCUGGCUCUGAAGGUCACUGAGGAGUACCAGCUGAGUACAGCCAAAAGAUUGCAGCUGUCGGAAAAGGGAUGGGUGAAGAUGGCCAACCAUUUCACAAUACUGCUCAGUGAUAGGGACACAGAUCUCCUCACUAAAAUUCAGGGAUUUGUUGAGAACUGGCGUGACCUGAUUGAAGACUUCAAUAUUGCCCUGAAACAGAGAGAGGAUGAGAUGAGAGAGAGUCUAAGGGGUAUCCGUUCUGGUGUUGAAGAAUUCCUGAAAACUUUCCAGCAAAAAUACCUGGAUCAAGACGGCGGAGUGAUCAAGAAACCUGAAGACGACUUUGCCCGUAACCUGGUCGGCAGUAUCAAGUCGUGGGAUGAGGCCAUCAUCAGAGAGACGGAUGUCUUUGGUGGAGACAGCCUGCUCAACAACCAGGAAGAGUUGUCCCACAUUCGCCGGGAGAUGGAGGGUUGGACGGACAAUGCCCUCAAAGUGUUUAGCCGUCACCGUGGCACCGCGGGGAAGACCCAUCCUGACCAAGUGGCGAUGCUCGCUAUGAAUGAGGAAGUUGACCAGUUGUUGACCCAGUUCCAGCACAGGAUCACAGGAGAGAAUGGUGUGGCCGGCCUGAUCAUCCACCUUCAGAGCGCACUGGAAAACUGGGAGACAAGGCUCAUGUCUAGCCUCCAGGGGGUGCUCAACCUGCAGGAGUCGGACUGGGGCAGCCUGUACCAGGCGCUCGAGGACUGGCUGGCCUCCCUUGGCCAGGCCGUUGAGUAUGUGGGCACCACACAGAAAGACGAAGACAGACAGGAUGGUCGCCCCCACUCUAGUAUUGAUAUUCACGACGUGGUGAGGAAGACUCAGAAGUGGGCCACCACAGCCAGCAACUCCAUAGACAGCGAAGAUGCCAAGCUGGUGGAGCAGGUGAGCUCCCUGCAUUCGGAGAUGAUUCGCUGGAUGGUGCAAGUCCUGCUGCGUCUGGCCCCGGACAAGGAAGGCAACUCCAAAGAAUCCAACGAGAUGGCGCUGCUGGGCAGUGCGUCGGUGCCCCAGCUCACAGAGGUGGCCAAGACGCUGUUCGAGAGCCUGGAGACGUUCUCCAACUACGUCAGGCUGUGCUGCAACGGGAUCGUGAUGGAGAACACGCAGGCACGACAGGACAACAACGAGGACAACGCGGACCACGAGCUCAAGGAUCUACAGAGGCUCAGGAGUGAGUGCGACGACUGGGUACAAACGGCCCAGAUCCUGAUGUCCCAGCUGACGGGAGAGUCUAUAGAAGAGCUGUUCCCUGCCCGUGCCUCCACCACGCUAUCCAAGAAACCUGUGACCCCUGCUCCGGAGAACAGGGUGGCUUUUGUGGACAUGGAGAAACUGGGGGAUUCUACGGCGCGACAGGAGUCGACCGUGUCGGGAGAAACGAAAGAGGAAGGGCCAACGUCCUCAGAACCAGAUGCCUCGUCGUCGGUGACGGAGACAGCUACGGCAGACACAAGAGACGGAGAGCUUACCUCUGAGUCGGACGAAGCAGCAGCCCCACCAUCAGAACCGACCCAUCCAGCACAGCCGGACGCGUCGGAAUCGAACCAACCCGCCCCGCCUGCCGCGUCUGCACCGGCACCUAAAGCAGCCUCUCCCGCCAAGCCUGCGGAGCAGCAGGGAGAGAAGAUUGAAGUGCUGGGGUUCGAUUCCCAAACCCACAAACACAUGAUUGAGGCCGCUCAAGCGCAGGCUCUAGGCACCGUGCCCGUCAACCCAGGCGUGGACGGCUCCCCAGACACAAAGAAGGCGUUUGAGGCAUUGGCCGCCGUGCAGACUCUACAGAUACAGCUGCUGGGUGCUGAAGAAAGAGCCCAGCUGUCCGAGGAGAGAGCUUCUCAGGCAGAGGCUGACAUUGUAGACCUGGAGGAAAAGGUUCGAGCCCUGGAGAAGCAACUGGAGAAACAGGCAGAGCAGCUGGAAAAGCAGGGCACACAAGGUCCUGCCAAGUCUGCGACUCCGUCUCAGGUGACGUCAGCGGCAGGGGGCACUGCACCAAGCCCCGCCCACACCGACUCCCCGCGCGCCCAAUCUGAGGGCAAAGACGAAAAGAGUGGUCGGAAAUCUGGGCGGUCUAGCGGCAAGUCGUCCAAAAAGAAUAAAUAGGCUCGGAGGACGAGGAUAAAUGUCGUCCCUUUAAGUGUACCAGAUCCUGAGUGUUUGUUUCUCCUCCUGUGAGCACAGAAUGCAGUGGGCAUUUGCUGACCGUGUCAAGUAGGAGACUUUUCUAUCUAUGAAUUCAAACUGACUGAUCCUCCACAACGUCAGAAUGGUAGACAUGUACCACCAGAUAGAUCUAAUUCGUGUCAUUUUUUGUACAAAACUGAGUGUAGGAUGAUAGAGUAACAUUGUAUACAGAAUGUUCUUUCAACAAUAAAUUUUGAUUCUUUUUUCUUUGA